Molecule: messenger RNA, 3142 nt
Organism: Tribolium castaneum (red flour beetle)
Lineage: Eukaryota; Metazoa; Arthropoda; Insecta; Coleoptera; Tenebrionidae
Gene: Rat1
Product: Rat1 5'-3' exoribonuclease
Exons: 10
Coding region: 130-2907 (925 amino acids)
Biological process (GO): nucleobase-containing compound metabolic process
Cellular component (GO): nucleus
Molecular function (GO): 5'-3' RNA exonuclease activity; nucleic acid binding; zinc ion binding
Source: RefSeq, a predicted model, not a curated record
GCUAUGUUGGCUGCGCUGUUUACAGUAGUGACUCAAGAUGGCUGUCAUGCAUUUAACUUUUGAAUAAAUUCAAAAUUCUUAAUUUCCUGGCGACUAUCUACGUUCUUAUUAGCAUUCCGACCUUUUGCAAUGGGAGUCCCGGCAUUUUUCCGUUGGCUGAGCCGCAAAUACCCUUCAGUGAUCGUCCACUGCAUCGAACAAAAAGCAGUUGAUGUAAAUGGGGUCCGGGUUCCAACCAAUUCCGCCGAGCCCAACCCCAACGGGGUGGAGUUUGACAAUUUGUACCUGGACAUGAACGGAAUUAUCCACCCGUGCACGCAUCCAGAGGACCGACCAGCGCCGCGCAAUGAAGACGAGAUGAUGGUCGCGAUUUUCGAAUGCAUCGAUCGCAUUUUCAACAUCGUCCGUCCCAGGAAACUCCUGUACAUGGCGAUUGACGGAGUUGCCCCACGCGCGAAAAUGAACCAGCAGAGAUCAAGGCGUUUCCGCGCCGCUAAAGAAACCGUGGAGAAAAUUAACGAAAUCAAGCGAAUUCGGGCCGAGCUGUUGCUGCGAGGGGCGAAGUUGCCGGACGAGAAACCGAAGGAGGAGCACUUUGAUUCCAACUGCAUCACGCCGGGGACCCCGUUCAUGGCGCGGCUUUCUAACUGCCUGCAUUAUUACAUCCACGAGAGGCUGAAUAAUGACCCAGGGUGGCAGGGGAUUAAAGUUAUCCUCUCGGAUGCGAACGUGCCGGGUGAAGGCGAACACAAAAUCAUGGAUUUUAUUAGGCGCCAGAGGGCGCAACCUGACCACGAUCCAAACACUCAACACUGCCUUUGUGGUGCCGACGCUGACUUAAUCAUGUUGGGUUUGGCCACGCAUGAGCCCAAUUUUACUAUAAUUAGGGAAGAGUUCAAGCCUAACAAGCCCAGACCUUGUGAUAUUUGUGGUCAGUUGGGUCACGAAAUGAAAGAUUGUAUAGGUGGCGCUGCUAGUGCUGAGAGCGACACGCAGAAAGUGUUUGCAGAAACGGAUUAUAUUUUUGUUCGUUUGAACGUUUUAAAGGAGUAUUUAGAACGCGAAUUGCAAAUGCCGAAUUUACCCUUCAAAUACGAGUUUGAGCGGGUUUUAGACGAUUGGGUUUUUAUGUGCUUUUUUGUUGGUAACGAUUUUUUACCACAUUUGCCAAGCUUGGAAAUUCGGGAAGGGGCAAUUGACCGACUAAUCAGACUAUAUAAAGAUUGCGUCUAUAAAACUGGGGGCUGGUUGACAAACAGCGGUGAUGUCAACUUGGAGCGCGUUCAGUUGAUUAUGAGCGAAUUGGGCAAAGCUGAGGAUGAAAUAUUUAAAACACGACAACAGAAAGAAUUACAGUUUAAGGCGAGAGAAAAGGCGAAAAGACGGAGGAGCGAAGGCUACAACCAGUAUAAACCCAACUGGGACUUGGUCAAGAACACGCAGUUUGCUCCUACCGCUUUAGGCCAGGCAAAGCCGGUAGUAAACGCCCGUCAUGAGGCUUUUGAAAUACGAAAGGCCGGAAUGCACACUCAAAAAGCGGGGUUAGAGUCGAUGUUAACACCCGUGGAUAGUCAGUCAAGUAACCGGGGCCAGAAGCGCCACCAUGAGGACGACGAUGAAAGUGAUGACGACCAGGCUCAUGAUGAAGUGAGAUUAUGGGAAGAUGGGUUCAAGGAUCGUUACUAUGAAUCAAAAUUCGACGUGAAUUCUGAUAAUCUAGAUUUUCGAAAUAACGUAGCGCUGCAUUACGUGAGGGGUUUGUGUUGGGUUUUGCGGUACUAUUACCAAGGGUGUGCCUCGUGGAAGUGGUACUAUCCCUACCAUUAUGCCCCAUUUGCUUCAGAUUUUGUUCACAUCGCAGGCUUGAGUACUGAAUUUGAGGAAGACUCUGAUCCUUUCCGACCUCUAGAACAAUUAAUGGGUGUUUUCCCGGCUGCUAGUAGUAAACAUGUUCCUCAACCAUGGGCAAAGUUAAUGUCAGACCCUGAAUCACCAAUUAUUGAUUUUUAUCCCGAAGAUUUUAAAAUUGACUUAAACGGGAAGAAAUUUGCCUGGCAAGGAGUUGCGUUAUUGCCUUUUGUUAAUGAGGAUAGGUUAUUUAAGGCCUUAGCUCCAUAUUAUAAAGAGUUAUCACCUGAAGAAAUUCGGAGAAAUGUGCGAGGAGAUGAUCGGUUGUAUGUUGGGGCCAAAAACGCCGGUUAUAACCAAAUAAAGCAACUGUAUGUACAAAAAAUCAGUGUGAAAAUGGAAGUGCACGUUUCCAUUGAGGGAAUGCAGGGGACUGUGUUGUUGUCCGAUGAAUGCGUCGAUUAUGGAGGUUAUUUGGAUUCUCCGAUUCGCGGUUUGGACGACAUCAUGAACAACAUGGUGUCUUGUGUGAAAUACCGCGAUCCAAAAUACGCUUCCGGCUUCGUAUUUCCAGCCAAGAAACUAAAAGGCGCGAUCGAUCCGCCUCGAGUUUUAAAACCAACAGAUUUAGAUCCUGUAGCAAGCAGAAACUGGCGACCUAUCAUUGGAAUGGUGCCAUCAACAACACGAGCCACUUUAGGCGAGGCCGGCCACAGGAUGGUGGGUCAUCAUUUUCCCAAGUCGGGUCCAGGUCCGUACUCGCACGUUCCUCCGCCGUCUAAUAUGGACAGAAGAAAUAACUAUCACCAAAAUCGCGGCAGUAAUUACGGGCACAGUCAAGGAGGGUACUCGAGUUACAACCAGGGGCACAACUCGAGGGGGUACCAGAGUGGGUAUGACACAGGGUACAAUCAAAGGUACAACCGGAACAACUACCAAAAUCGGAACUACAACUCCGACAGGAACGAUCCCAGCAGAAGGCCUCCGGGUCCUUACAGGGACGGAUAUCAGACCUCCAGCUCGAACCCUAACGCAAAUAGAUACAGCUACAGGAGGUAGAAAUUUUCAUUUCUACAUACUUCUAAUUUUAUCCGACUUUGUAACUUUUUUAAUCACUUAAAAAAAUAACUAUCCCUUCACUAUUUAUUUGAGUUAAAAUGUAUAGUGUAGGUUCAUUGAGAGAACAGUAUUCUCUUGUUUUGUAUGAUUAUGGUUUUGUACCUUUCUAGCAAAGGCUUAAGGAAAAGAAUUGUUGUAGUUUAAAAAGUAUGGAAUAAACAAUAUGAUUUUAGUA